ACGGAAGCGCCACCGCCGGCUCACGUUCUAGAGAGUUUCUCUAUCUUUAGAGAGUCACACAUUCUAAGUCUUGUCGUUCUUAAAAAGCCGUUGUAAGUAAGAAAUAAAGUACAAGCUGUCUUAAGAAUAUAAAAGCAGAAAGAGUCUUCAGUCUAAUCCCAACCGAUUCCGCAUUCAUUCCUUGAGCUAAGCCCCUACAAUUGAACGAUUAAGGGAACACAUUAUGUUUCCUGCUGAGAAGCCAGCUGUGCUUAACUCUAUUGCUAGAGGAUUGACCGGACAUUCAUUUGACCCAAAUGCGGUCUCAUUGUACAACAUGGAUGAAAACGCUCUAAAUAAAAUUGCCGAGUCCGCAGCCUCUAGGAUCUGGAAGGGAUUUGUCUCUUUCGGAUCAGCCAGAGCCGGAUUGUUUGGGAUAUUCUUAAUCGUACGAUUGAUUAAGAUUAUCAUUGACACAACUAUUCAUGGAUACGCCCUACAUACUGUCUAUAGAUGCAGUAUGCACUUGCUAGGAGCCCUAUGGAGUUCCAUCACACACCUGCUUCUCCAUUUGGCCAGAGGACCCAUUGACACGGACAAAGAGCAUCAACUUGAUGACCAGGACGCAACACCCAAGCUGACGAGCACGAGCAAAGAUCACCAGAUCACCAUCAGCAGCCUUACCUGCCCAGUCGAGGACCAACCUCAUCUCAACAAAUCAUCGAUUAUUGUAACUACCCCAAUUACUUAUACUUACCUUGAUUUAAAUCAAAGAUUGGAUGAGGUUAGUUAAAUUCCUCGAUUGCAACGGAAUUUGACUUAAAAAAAGGGGGAGGUUUGACGUCCCGUCAUUUUUCCUUAUUUUUCAUCAUUUUUCAAAACUUUUGAUGCAAAACUGUUUUAAAUGUUGUAAAGACACAUUUAACAAAAUUAAGAUAAAGUCAAGUAAACUUUAAUAUCA
This is a messenger RNA of Solenopsis invicta (red fire ant), 940 nucleotides long. RefSeq lists its product as uncharacterized. The coding region runs from base 224 to 772 and encodes 182 amino acids. Lineage: Eukaryota; Metazoa; Arthropoda; Insecta; Hymenoptera; Formicidae. The record is from RefSeq and is a predicted model, not a curated record. The transcript has a single exon.